Aspergillus vadensis CBS 113365 is the source of this 840-nucleotide messenger RNA. RefSeq lists its product as uncharacterized. The coding region runs from base 36 to 581 and encodes 181 amino acids. The record is from RefSeq and is a predicted model, not a curated record. Lineage: Eukaryota; Fungi; Ascomycota; Eurotiomycetes; Eurotiales; Aspergillaceae. The transcript is spliced from 3 exons.
CUUACAUUCCUAUUAAUCAUCUCCUACCAACCACCAUGCCUUCCUUCUCUUCUACCUUCUCCUCUAUCUUCAAGUCCUCCAAGAAGAGGAAUAUUACCAACAAGAACUCCUCCGAUAUUGUGAAAAUGUCAUCCAUUUCUAAGUCUUCUAAUAAGAAGAUCACUACUACUGCAGCCAGUAAUGGCAGGAAUAUCAACAACGUGAAUAAUAAUACCAACAAAAGCGACAAUAAGAUCGCCAAAGACAGCUACAACAAUAUGAACAAUAAGACUUUCAACAUGGCCGAUAAGAGCCCUAACAACAACUAUUACAAUAAUAAAAUCUCCGCCACCACUACUACGAACGCCACCAACAACAAAAACAACAUCGGCAAUGACGACAAUAAAACUGAUAACAACAUCGCCACCAACGAUAUCGAGCCAGUCGACCUCGGUAUACCUCGCAGAGGCCAAUAUAUUACCCGCGAUGGCAUCGACGUCGUGGCAGUCCUUGAGACUUGGCAUCAAAUCUACACCGGAUGGCAGAUCGUCUCUGCUGAGCUAGAGAGAAAGGAGAAGAUGCGCCAACGUCGUCGGUUAUAAACGGAGUUACCCGACAACACAGACAGCAGUCGAGGAGUUGAUUGAUUCUCGGAGAUGGGUGAAACAUAUUAAGGGCCUGAUUGGAUGUUAUUAUAUAUGGGGAUGCUAUUUAUCUAGUGUAGUAGGGAUUUCUGUAGGUUUUCGUCCCCAUGAGGGUUUUCCUGCAGACUUUUAUACCUAUCCACAAGGCAAUGUGGUAUGUGGUAUAGAAGAUAGAAUUAUAAUCCUGAAAAUAAAUAUAAAUGAUUUACAGCCUGCA